AUCCACAGACAGAGAGAGAGAGAGUGAGAGGCGGAGAGAUCAUUUCUUAAGAGAGAAUGCUCGGAAAAGUAGAGAGAGAGAAGGCAUUUGUGGAGAAUGGAAGCGUAUUACUGGAGAAGUUAAUUGCCUCUUGUAAUAGCAGGUGUAUUCCCAUCCGUAGCUUCUCCAUCGAAGAGCUUCUGAAGGCCACGAACAACUUCGAUCCUCACCUUCUUUUUCGCGAAGAUGGGUCGUAUCAAUGGUACAAUGGGUCUCUCGAAGGUAGACUCAUUUCCGUUAAGAAGUACAGAAAGAUUGGAUACGCAAAAGAACUGGACUUUCCCUUCACCGAUUUGGUUAUCUGUGCAAAGAUGUGUGCCCACAAGAAUGUUCUUAAGCUCAUAGGAUGCUGUCUUGAGACUCCAUCUCCCGUUUUAGUCUACGAAUCUGCUGAAAAUGGAACCCUUUCCGAUCGAAUUUAUGCCUCUAAACCACAAGCUCGACCUAUGCCAUGGCAGUGCAAGCUAAAGGUUGCAAGGGAGAUUGCUCAUGCUAUUGCAUAUCUCCACACUGCCUUCUCCAGACCCAUUAUUCAUAGGGAUAUAAAACCACACAACAUCUUCUUUGACCAACGUGACAUUCCCAAACUAUCUGAUUUUUCAAUUUCUGUUGCAAUCCCAGAGGGUGAAUUUGAGGUGGAAGACGAUAUUCUUGGGGCUUAUGGUUUCAUAUGCCCCAGGUAUGCUGUUACGGGCGUUGUGACGGAAAAAAGCGAUGUCUAUAGCUUUGGAACGCUUCUGUUGGAGCUUGUAACUGGAAAAACUUUCAUGGAUCUAUACCAAACAGCUUCUGGUUUUAAGAACUUUGAAGACUACAUAAGAGAAAACAUUGUAAAGACGAUUGUCGAAUCUGCAAUCCAGGCAGGGGAAGGAGAAGCUGGUCUGGAGCAGCAAUUGCAAGCCUCACUGCAGCUUGCCCUGAUAUGCAGAGAUGAGAAUCCAGAGUUUAGGCCAACCAUGAUUGAUGUUUCAAAAGAACUAAGACGGAUUGAGAGGUCCAUUCCAUAAUUAUUUUCUCAUUUUGGUAUAUUUCAAAUUUCUUUGGUGCCAUCCAGUGGACCAGUACAGAGAGAAUAAUGAGCUGUGUUUGGAUGUGAAGCUAAGCUCAGUUGAAUUUUUUUAUGAAUAAUAGUGAAUUGAGUUGAGAUAAUAAAGUGAGUUAUAUGGGCCGUCGAAGAUGAAUUUCAAUAUAUUUAAAUGUUAAAAUGAGUUUAGUAUUAUUUAUAGAAAGUUUAAAAAUGUAUGAGACUCACCAAUAA
Juglans microcarpa x Juglans regia is the source of this 1297-nucleotide messenger RNA. Its product is annotated as serine/threonine-protein kinase ZRK1-like. The transcript is spliced from 2 exons. Lineage: Eukaryota; Viridiplantae; Streptophyta; Magnoliopsida; Fagales; Juglandaceae. Gene Ontology annotation, molecular function: protein serine/threonine kinase activity; ATP binding. Gene Ontology annotation, biological process: cell surface receptor signaling pathway; protein phosphorylation. Gene Ontology annotation, cellular component: plasma membrane. The record is from RefSeq and is a predicted model, not a curated record. The coding region runs from base 57 to 1046 and encodes 329 amino acids.